Molecule: messenger RNA, 12518 nt
Organism: Stomoxys calcitrans (stable fly)
Lineage: Eukaryota; Metazoa; Arthropoda; Insecta; Diptera; Muscidae
Gene: Hml
Product: hemocytin
Exons: 31
Coding region: 294-12116 (3940 amino acids)
Cellular component (GO): extracellular region; extracellular matrix
Molecular function (GO): protein binding; chitin binding
Source: RefSeq, a predicted model, not a curated record
GAUUGGAUUGCCUAAGAAGCGCUUGAGUCCGUACAAACGGAAAGUGAAACGGUAGUGUUGUGCAAAAAAAAAAAAUUAAACAAAUACACCAAAGUAUUGUGAACUGUUAAAAAGAAUCUAAAAAAGGAUAUAUCCUAUAAGAUCCUGAAGGAUAAAAAAAAAACAACAAAUAAUUAAAAGCACUUUUUGUGUAUUUAGAAAAGCAAAAUUAAACAAUUAUGAUAAAUUAAAAAAAAUCGAGUAUUUAUUAGUCUACAAAAUAUCCAUUUUAAGGAUAAUCAUUUAUUUUUAUAAUGUUCAAACUUUGUGUUUAUAUUGGUGCCCUGGCAUUAUUGGGCUCAGUUUUGGCUAAUGUGGAUGACGGCGAUAUUGUGGUUACCGAGGAUAUAAACCCCUUGGAAAUUUUGCAAGAGGCUCAUGACAAAGAACGUGAUGAACGUGGCGUUUUCGAUAUGUUUAAGAAAAAGGAAGCUCCCGCAGUUGCCACCGCCCAAGCUUCUUCGUCCCUAACCAAUGCCGGCUAUGGCUAUAAAUCAUCUGCUUAUAGUGCAUCUAGCAGCAGCUCGAGCAGUAGUAGCUACGGCGGUUAUGGCAGCAGUUAUGCCAGCAGUAGUUAUGGUCUUAAAUCUGGUGGGGCUGGAGGUUAUGGUGCCAAUGUCGGUUUAGAUGUUGCUGGCUAUGGUGCCGGCUUAAAUUUAAAUUUAGCUGGUGGUAACUCUGGUUAUGGUUCGUCUUAUAGCGCUGCAAAUACUGGAUAUGGUGGAAACACAGGCUACAGCUCGGCCAAUACCGGAUAUGGCUCAGCGAAUACUGGUUAUGGAUCGUCCAAUUAUGGUAUUAAAACUUAUCCUAGUCGUACUGGUACUAGCCAAAGUCGCUACAAUUAUGGCCACUAUACGUAUGGAAGCCCACGCACUAAUAUGUACAAAGGACAACAGACACAUAACAAUUUUCUACAAUACGAAAGACGUUCCCAGCUGCCUGUCUAUGGUGCAUGUUUGGCCUAUUCACUGCCUAACAAUGUGCAGCAUACCUGUCGCGCUGAACAAUGUGAGGUCUCAUGUCCCCCCUUGUACACCUUUCCCAAUGGCAAGACUAGCCUAAAAAUGGUUUGUAUUGGGGAUGCUUGGAUAAUACGAGAUUCGGAAUAUGUUAGUGUGCCACCAUGUCAGGCUACUUGUAAUCCACCCUGUCAGAAUAACGGUAUUUGCGUGGAAGCUGGUAUGUGCAAAUGUCCUGACAACUUUUCAGGACCAUUGUGUCAAAACAAAAGAUCGGUGUGUACCACAAAAGUGCCGGUGCCAAAGAACUCCAAAGUUAGCUGUACCAAUGGAAUUUGUAAUGCCGAAUGCUUUCGAGGCUUUCAAUUCCCCGAUGGCAGCACCAUUACCAACAUUGAGUGCCAAGAUGACAAAUGGAUACACAAGAAAUCCGGCCUUACCAAACCUCCAGAUUGUGGUCCCAUUUGUGACCCUCCUUGUGCCAAUGGUGGUCGUUGCAUAUCCUUUAAUGUCUGCCAAUGUGCCAAAAAUUAUCGCGGUGACCAUUGCCAGCAUGGCAUUAGUGCCUGUAAUGUGACCAAAACAAAUUUCAAUGGCAAUUAUAAAUGUGCAUAUGACAAUGAUGUGGCCAAAUGUACCUUCCUAUGCCCAGAAGUUCCCGGUUUAAAAGUCGAAGGACGUUUGGACAUUGAGUACAAAUGCAAAUAUGAAGAAGGUGUAUUCUUCCCUUCACCAUUACCCAAAUGCAUAUAUCCUCCUGGUUAUACCAUUCGCCAAGGUUCCAGAACUUCUCACUAUACAGGAUCCCAAGCCUAUACCAAAACUGGCUCGAGCAGCUCCUAUGGUUAUCAAUAUAUGUCGGAACGUGAGAAGAUAUUUGCCAUUAUAGCACGAUAUAAGGAAUAUGAUUCGAAGAGUGAAUGGUGGUCCUCUGAGGAGACUCAUGUUACCCCCAGCAGUUAUUCCUUGUAUGAGAGUGAGGAUAUCAAUGUCAUGAUUGAUCGCACCCCUAAGGCAGCAUUUUGUACUUCAUGGGGUGGAAUUAAUAUGAAGACCUUUGAUGGUUUGGUAUUCAAAGCUCCACUGUCCUGCUCUCAUACCCUGAUAACAGACAAAGUAGAUGCCACAUUUGAUAUAACCUUAAAGGGAUGUCCCUUUGGCUCUGGCUAUGGUUGCAGCCAUACCAUCAUAGUCUACUGGCAAUCGGUUUUGUAUACCUUCAAAAAUCUAAAUGGCACUGUGGUCUUGGAAACUCCCACCAAAAAGCUACCCAUACCCGUACAGGUAAUGGGUAUGAAAGUUGUUCCAGUGGCCCAACAAAUACAAAUUGAUCUGGAAUCAAUUGGUUUGAAAAUUGAUUGGGAUCGUCAUCAGUAUGUGGGUGUUCACGCCAGUCCUGCUUUGUGGUCUCGGGUGGGUGGCCUCUGUGGUUCUUUAGAUGGUGAUUACAAAAAUGAUCUCAUGACAAAGACUGGCAAAAUUGUACAAACUGUGAAGUCGUUCACUGAUUCCUGGAGGGUCGAAGAUAAUUCAGAGCUUUGUGUUAUGGAGAAUAGUGCCGAAGUGCAGUUUGAUUCCAAGAAUUGUGAUCCCAAUAAACGUAAACAGGCCAUAUCGGUAUGUGAACGUUUGCUGACCAAUGAGAAAUUGGGCGAUUGCAUAAAGGCCUUUAAUUUUGAGGCCUUGAUAAGGACCUGUGUGGAUGAUUAUUGUAACUGUGCUAAUCAAGCUCAUCCAGAGACCUGUAAUUGUGAUGCAUUGUCCAUGUUGGCCAAGGAAUGCAGCUUUAAGGGUGUAAAGCUGGAACAUGGCUGGAGAAAUUUGGAGAUAUGUCCCAUCAGCUGCGGCUUUGGUCGUGUCUAUUUGCCCUGUGGCCCCGAUGUGGAGCCCACCUGCGAAUCCUCUGUAACACCCACCAAAGGCAAAUGCAAUGAGGGUUGCUUUUGUCCCGAGGGCACAGUACAAUACAAGGAUGUCUGCAUUACGCCCGAAUUAUGUCCCUGCUCCAUGCGAGAUCGUGAAUUUAAGCCCGAUACAGAGAUACGAAAACACUGCAAUACCUGCACCUGCAAAAGUGGUCAAUGGAAAUGUACCGACAAGAAAUGUGGUGCUCGUUGUGGAGCCAUUGGCGAUCCCCAUUAUCAAACAUUCGAUGGUCGUCGUUUUGAUUUCAUGGGCAAAUGUUCCUAUUAUCUGUUGAAAACCUCCAAUUUAUCAGUGGAGGCAGAAAAUGUUGCCUGUUCGGGGGCCAUUUCGGAAAAUUUAAAUUUUGCUGCCGCUGAAAAUCCCUCCUGCACCAAAUCGGUGACUGUGAAAUUUGUACAGAAAAAUGGUGUGGCCACUAGCAUUAAACUGGACCAGGGAUUGGCGGCUCAAAUCAAUGGCAAAGAGUUGACCAAAUUUCCCAAAAUAUUGGGAUCCGGUGAGGUAUUGAUUCGACGUGCCAGUUCUUCAUUCAUCACUGUGGAAUUCCCCGAUGGCAUACGAAUAUGGUGGGAUGGUGUUUCGCGAGUAUACAUAGAUGCUCCUCCUUCCUAUAGGGAUCAGACUUCAGGUCUUUGCGGCACCUUCAAUUCAAAUACCAUGGAUGAUUUCCUUACCCCCGAAGGUGACAUUGAAACUGCCGUAGAACCCUUUGCAGAUAAAUGGCGUACCAAAGAUACCUGCGAUUUCUUAACCGAAACUGGUAUAACCCCUCAUCCCUGUACUGCAAAUCCUGCCAAGAGGGCAGAGGCUGAGAAGCAUUGUAAUUGGAUUAUGGAUGAUAUCUUCCAAGAUUGUCAUUGGUCAGUGGACACAGAACAAUACUAUCAGGACUGUUUGUAUGAUGUUUGCGCAUGUAAAGAUGAUCCAGCCAAAUGUUUCUGCCCUAUUUUGUCUUCUUAUGGCACAGAAUGUAUGCGUCAAGGCAUUAAGACGGGUUGGCGAAUGGCUGUAAAGGAAUGUGCUGUUAAAUGUCCUUUGGGUCAAAUCUACGAUGAAUGUGGUGACAAUUGUGCCCUUACCUGUGAAGAUCUACCUACCAAGGAUACCUGUGCCAAGGAGUGUGUCGAAGGUUGCCGCUGUCCCCAUGGCGAAUAUCUAAAUGAACAAAAUGAGUGUGUGCCUCAAAGUAAAUGCCAUUGUUCCUACGAUGGCAUGACAUUCAGGCCGGGCUAUAAAGAAGUGCGACCUGGUCCCAAAUUCCUUGACUUAUGCACCUGCAUCAAUGGCCUGUGGGAAUGUGAAGAGGCUGAGCCGGGCGAUGAUAAAAACUAUCCUCCCUCGUCGGAGUUGCGAGCGGAAUGUGCCAGUCGUCCCUAUGCCGAGUUUACCAAAUGUGUUGCCAAAGAACCCCAAACCUGCAAGAAUAUGCACGUAUACAAAGCCGAUAUGGAUGAGUGCGUGCCGGGAUGCCAGUGCAUGGAGGGUUAUGUGUACGAUACUGCAUUGAAAAUGUGCGUUUUACCCGAAAAAUGCUCAUGUCAUCAUGGUGGCAAAAGUUAUAACGAUGGCGAAAAAAUUAGAGAGGAUUGUAAUACAUGUGUGUGUCAAGCGGGUAAUUGGAAAUGCUCCUCGAAUGGCUGUGAAUCCACUUGUUCUGUGUGGGGUGACUCGCAUUUUACCACUUUCGAUCAUCAUGACUUUGACUUCCAGGGUGCCUGCGAUUAUGUUCUGUCAAAAGGUGUGGCCAACAAUGGCGAUGGCUUUUCCAUUACCAUACAAAAUGUUCUAUGUGGCACCAUGGGUGUUACCUGCUCCAAGUCGGUGGAGAUCUCGCUGACGGGGAGUGUGCAGGAUACUUUGAUAUUGGCGGGAGAUGCCUCCUAUCUGGAUGAUCCCAGCAAAUCCAUAAUGAACAAAAUACGCGAUACUGUCAACACCAAAGCCCAUGGCGCCUUCCAUGUCUAUAAGGCCGGUGUUUUCGUGGUGGUUGAAGUUUUGCCUUUGCAUUUGCAAAUCAAAUGGGAUGAAGGUACUCGUGUCUAUGUCAAGCUGGGCAAUGAAUGGAAAAACAAAGUUAGCGGCUUAUGCGGCAAUUAUAACGACAAUGCCAUGGAUGAUAUGAAAACUCCUACUCAAGCCUUGGAGACAAGUGCCUUGACAUUUGGCCAUUCUUGGAAGGUACAACAGUACUGUGCUAUGCCCACUGUGCCCAUAGAUGCAUGCAAAGAACAUCCUGAACGUGAAACUUGGGCUCAAUUGAAAUGUGGAAUUCUGAAAUCGAAUCACUUUAAGGAUUGUCAUGCUGAAGUGCCGGUGGAAAAAUACUUGAAACGUUGCAUAUUCGAUACCUGUGCCUGUGAUCAAGGUGGCGACUGUGAGUGUCUUUGCACCGCUGUGGCAGCAUAUGCCCAUGCCUGUUCGCAAAAGGGCAUACAAAUUAGAUGGCGUACACCACAUUUCUGUCCCAUGCAAUGUGACCCCCACUGUUCGGAAUAUAAAUCCUGUACUUCUGCUUGUCCCGUUGAGACUUGUGACAACUUCCUACAAUUGGGCGGUGAACAAAUGUGCAAGGCCGAAAAUUGCAUAGAAGGUUGUCAGAUCAAAACCUGCGAGGAGGGUUUAAUCUAUCUCAACGAUACCUAUAAGGAAUGUGUACCGAAGUCGGAAUGUAAGCCAGUGUGCAUGAUUACGGAUGGCAUCACCUACUAUGAGGGCGAUAUCACCUACCAGGAUGAAUGCUCCACCUGUCGCUGUUCGAAGAAGAAAGAGAUUUGCAAUGGGGUGAAAUGUGCAGAGGAGUUGAUAACACCCAAUCCCGUAAUCGAUGGAACUACACUGAAGCCGUUGAAGACAGAAGAACAAACCAAAUGUGUCAAAGGCUGGACAAGAUGGUUCGAUGAUGAUCCUUAUGCUUCAAAUAAUGUCAUACGUCUGGACGACUCGGAGAAAUUGCCUCGCUAUGAUCGCAUGGAAUCCAUUUAUGGUACUUGCAAAAAAGAGUUUAUGAAGAAAAUCGAAUGCCGUGUGGUUAAUACCCAUGAAUCUUCGGAAUUUAUGGAUGAGAAUGUGUUCUGCAAUUUACAAAAUGGCCUCAAUUGUGUCGGAAAUUGCCAUGAUUAUGAGAUACGUGUCUUCUGUGAAUGUGAUGCUGUGGCAGAAACAACUCCUAAGCCUACUGAGAAACCCGAAAUUGGUUUAGCUUGUGAUAGUGUCAUUUCUGAGUACAAAGAAUUCCCGGGAGAUUGUCACAAGUUCUUGCACUGCCAGCCAAAAGUUGAUGGUAGCUGGCAUUAUGUGGAGAAGACCUGCGGUGACUCCAUGAUGUUCAAUCCCAUAAUGUUUGUUUGCGAUCAUAUAGCUACAGUGCAAGAGUUGAAACCGAUAUGCGGCAAGAAAGAUGAUAGCGGAGUCUUGGGUCUUUUGUGUCCUCCGAACACUGUGUGGUCGGACUGUGCCAAUCAGUGUGAGCGUACAUGUCACUACUAUGGACAGAUCCUUCUCAGACGUGGUCUCUGCAAAGAGGGUGAACAUUGCAAAGGCGGUUGUGUGCCUUCCAAACGUACUGAAUGUCCUCCCGGUAGAUUCUGGCGUGAUGAAAACAAUUGCGUGGAAGCUGAUGCUUGUCCUUGUAUGGAUAGCUCGGAGAAAUAUGUUCAACCCCAUAUGCCCUUCGUGGGCGAAUGGGAAGUUUGCCAGUGUCUGGAUAAUGCCUACACUUGCUUGCCCAAUAAACUAGAGGAUAAUCGUCCCCAACCACCUCCCAGGGUUAAUAGUCUAGAUCCAUUUGAUGUCUUCCCUACCACCAUUUCGCCACCAAAGAAAUGCAAUCCCGAGAACAUGAUUCCUGUCAUCGAAGGUGAAGUACCUCUACCAGAUACCAUAUUUAAGGCCAACAGUUCUUUGGGUCCCAACUAUGUGCCGUCAAAGGCUCGGUUAUUGGAAACUUCCAAAGAAAAUGCUGGAGCUUGGUCACCUAUGAUCAAUGAUCAGAAUCAAUAUUUGGAGAUAACACUACCAGAACCGGAACCCUUGUUUGGUGUUAUCAUGGCUGGCAGCCCGGAUUUCGAUAAUUAUGUGACUUUGUUCAAGAUCUACUACAGCAAUGAUGGUGAAGCCUACCAUGCCCUCAACGAUGAAACCGAUAAACCACAAUUAUUCAAUGGACCCCAUGAUUCACGUACACCGGCCAAGACCCUUUUCAAAAUACCCAUCGAAGCAAAAACAUUGAAAAUCUAUCCUUUGAAAUGGCAUGGCUCCAUAGCUAUACGUGUGGAACUGUUGGGUUGUGGUCACAUAGAGACUACCACCGUUAAACCCAAGAUCACUCCCAUUACAGAACAUCCCAUACAUUUGAUAGAUGAUAUACAGUGUACCGACAAAAUGGGUGUGGACAACAAUGAGAUGAGUCCCAAUCAAGUGAAGGCCAGCACCAUAUGGCAACUGCCCAAGCCUGCGAAGAAACCUCAGCUAUUGGAUUUGCUUAAACUAUCAUCUCCUGUAGGCUGGAAACCAGCUCUCAAUACACCCAAUGAGUACAUAGAAUUUGACUUCUUGGAGCCACGUAAUGUCUCGGGAUUCAUAACCAAGGGUGGACCUGAUGGCUGGGUCACUGGCUAUAAAAUUAUGUACUCCAAGAACAAAUUGAUAUGGAACAAAGUUUUGGGUAAUGAUGGCCAACCGCGAAUCUUUGCCGGUAAUCAUGAUAAGGAUACCGAACAUGCGACCUAUUUCAAGACGCCCAUAAUGACACAGUACAUAAAAUUGGUGCCUGCCAAAUAUGAGAAUAACAUUAAUAUGCGUGUGGAACCGGUGGGAUGUUUCAAGAAAUAUCCUAUUGUAAAACAGAAUAUCGCCGUCCAGGAAGUUAUAAAGACCAGCAAAUGCUUUGUAUGCGAAGGCAUUUUGGACUCUUCUCUCACAGAUGGCAAUUGCAAGUGCAAGGAUAACUUAUUCUGGGACGGCAAUAAAUGUGUACAAAGUAAUUUGUGCCCUUGUGUGGAGAAUUAUAUCACCUACCCCAUUGGCUCCACUUUUGAAAAUGAAUUGUGUGAAGAAUGCACCUGCGUCUUGGGUGGUCAUAGUAGCUGUAAACCCAAGAAAUGUCCUCCCUGCAAGGAGCCUGAUCAACGUCCCAUUGUGGGUACAGGCUGUUAUUGCAAAUGUGAGCCAUGUCCCAAACAUCAACGUUUGUGUCCUUCAAGUGGUGAUUGCAUUGCCGAGGUGUUAUGGUGCAAUGGCAUUAAGGAUUGUGCUGAUGAUGAGGAUAAAACCUGCUCCAAUGUUAUACUGGUUAACAAUAAGCCCAAUAUUACCUCUACUGAAUCUGAAAUUAUUUCUUGUCCUGUUCCUGAAUGUCCUCCAAAAAUGAAAAUGAAGAUCACCGAAAAGAAACAGAGGAAAAUGUCCAGCAUGUUCUCAUCCACCUUCACUAAAAAGGUCACCGUUAAUCGCGGUGAAGAUGGCCGCUUAACUAGAACCAAAGUUAUCACCUCCUCCGAGGAGUUCCUUGGUAAACCCACCGAAGAAUUGGAUAUGGUACAUGAAGAUGAUUGUGCUGAAUUUACCUGUGUGCCCUUGAAGGAGGUGGUGGUUUCGAGAAAUGAAACCAGAAGCUGUCCUCCACCUGCAUGCCCUGACAAAUAUAUGGUCGAGUUGGAUAUGUCCUCGGUGAAACCAGGAGAUUGUCCACCCUACGCCUGUAUUUUAAAACCCAAUAAGGAUGAUUUCUGUGAGAUAAGCGGCAAAGUGUUUAGGACAUUUGAUGGCACCGAAUUCAACUAUGAGACCUGCAGUCAUAUAUUAGCAAGAGAUUUAUUGAAUUCAUCGUGGGUCAUAUCGGUUCAUCUUGAAUGCACCGAUGCCACACGCAAAGUCUGCCGCAAAACAAUUACUAUCAAGGAUGCCGAACGUGGUGCCACACUCACCAUUUUACCCAAGAAACGUUUGAAUUUCAAUGGAUUCGAGUACACCGUUCCGCAAUUGAUAAAUUCGCCUAUUUGCAAGGCUUCAUUUGUUGUCUCACAGGUGGGUGAUACGGUGAUGGUAGUGUCACCAGAGAAUGGUUUUUGGGUACGUUACGACGACAUUGGCUAUAUUAGGAUAGGCGUUUCAUCGAAAUUCAUUAAAACUGUUGAUGGUUUGUGCGGUUACUACGAUGGCAACGCCAGCAAUGACAAACGUACGCCCGACGGUGUUCAAAUGUCAAAUACGGCGAAAUUCGGUGACAGUUGGUUUGACAAUAAAACACCCAAGGAUCAAUGCUAUCCUCAGACAUGCCCAUUGAAAUUGCGCACUCAAGCUUUGACGUUGUGUAACUCAAUCAAAUUUGAUGAAUUUAUCAAUUGCAAGAAAUCGGUCAGUUAUAAGCCCUUCGCCACCAAAUGUGUGGAGACCACAUGCGAAUGCCUUAAGGUGCACAAUGGCGAUGUUAAGAAGUGCAGAUGUAACCUAAUGGAAGAUUAUGUUAAACAGUGUUUGACCGUAAAUCCCCAUGUGAAAUUGGAUACAUGGAGGGCUAAGCAUCAAUGUGAAAUUGCCUGUCCUGCUCCAUUCGUUCAUUCGGACUGCUAUAAACGUCGCUGUGAACCCUCUUGUGAUACUUUGAACACCGAUGAUUGUCCCGUGUUGGGUGAUGCCUGCUUUGCCGGUUGUUAUUGUCCUGAGGGUACUGUACGCAAGGGUGAAACCUGUGUACCCAUUUCAGACUGUAAGGAUUGCGUUUGUGAUACCAUUGGCGCCAAGAAAUACUUUACCUACGAUCGCAAUUCCUUUACCUUUAAUGGCAAUUGUACUUAUUUGUUGUCGCGAGACAUUGUGCUGCCAGGAGUUCACACAUUCCAGGUCUACGUCACCAUGGAGGAUUGCCGCAAAAUGGGUAAACUCUCCGCUCCCGAACACUCCAGCUGUGCCAAAUCUCUUCACAUUCUUAAUGGUGAUCAUGUUAUACACAUCCAAAGAGAUCCCAAGAAAGCCAAAGCUUUGCAAGUUUUGGUCGAUGGUUUUCUGGUUAAGAAAUUACCCUACAAGGACACCUGGAUUAAUCUAAAAGAUGUGCCCGGCAAAGAGCUGGUGCUUAGCUUGACCGAAGCUCAUGUGGAGCUUAAAGCAUCUCUAGAAGAUCUUAUCUUUUCGCUUGGAGUGCCCAGUAUUAAGUACGGCAGUAAAAUGGAAGGACUUUGUGGCGAUUGUGAUGGCAAUCCUGACAAUGAUUUGUUGCCUAAUCCUGCUAAGAAGAAGGGUCGCAAACCCAGCAAAGAUUUGGUAGAUGUCAUCAAUUCCUGGAAGGCUGAAGAACCCAAGUUGGGACUUGAACUCGACGAGUGCUUGAGUGAGGUACAAGUAACUGAAGAGUGCUUGCCCUUGCCACCUGAGAAAGACCCCUGCAUGCUUAUGUUUGAUGAGUCCAUUUUUGGCAAAUGUAAUAUGAUAGUGGAUCCCUUGCCUUAUAUUUCCACCUGCCAGCAGGACUUGUGCAAACCGGGCAAUGACCAGAAGGGCUCAUGUGAAUCCUUGUCGGCCUAUGCCAAGGAAUGUGCCAAACAGGGCAUUUGCCUGGACUGGCGUAGUCCUGGUUUGUGUCCCUAUGAUUGUCCCGCCGAUAUGCAUUACGAAUCUUGUGGUUGCUCCAAAUCCUGUGAUUCCUUGCAGCAACUCAAUGAAUUCCAAGCGGUCAACAUCAAUACCAACACCAUGGUGAAUACAGUGACCAGCGAGGAGCUGUGUGCCCCUAGCGAACGUUAUGAAGGCUGUUUCUGUCCUCCCAACAAGGUAUUGGAAAACGGCAAAUGCAUUAGCGAGGAGAUGUGCGUUAAAUGUGAAGAUCCUGAUCACACGCCUGGCGAGAGAUGGAAAAAGGAUAAGUGCACCGAAUGCUUGUGUGACAAGCAAGGCAAGACUCAAUGCAUGGAACGCAAGUGUCUGGUGGAGGAGAACAUCUGUGCCGAAGGUUUUGUACAACAAAAGAAAUAUGAUCCAGAAGAUCAGUGUUGUCCUCGCUACACUUGUGUACAGGAACCGCCACAAGCGUUACGCAAGGAUUGCUUGGAACCUUUAAUGCCGAUUUGCGGACCGGGACAGUUUAAAAAGAUUAAGACUGGCUCGGAUGGUUGUCCACAAUACAUAUGCGAAUGCAAACCGAAAGAGGAGUGUGAGCCUUUAACACCACCUGUCGCUUUGAAACCCGGCGAAAAACUUGUCAAAGAAGAAGCCGGCUGCUGUCCUACUCAAAAAAUUGUCUGCGAUGAGAAAGAGUGCCCGGCCAAACCUGAGUUCUGUAUCGAAGAAUUCUAUGAGGUCUACACCAAACAAGAGCCCAACGAUUGCUGUCCAAUCUAUUACUGUGAUCCGCCCAAGCAAGUUUGCAUUGUACCCGGAGGACCCAAUGGAAAAUACACCAAAGCUAUUACCGAUACCUGGACAGAUCCCAAUGAUUCUUGCAAAAUUCUCCAAUGUACCUUUGGACCACAUGAUUCAGCUCAAGUGGUGACCAAUACUGUGACCUGUGAUACCAAGUGCGGCCCAGGCUUUGAGUAUAAACGCAAGGAUCUGUCCAAAUGCUGUGGCGAGUGUGUGCAGACUCAAUGUGUCUUGGAUGGCAAACUGUAUGAAGCCAAUGAACAAUGGCCAUCGGCGGUGGAUAAUUGUACCACCUUUGCUUGUGUAAAGAAGGGUGAGAGCCUCAUUGUCAGCUCAAUGAAAGAAACAUGUCCCGAUGUCAGUGAUUGUCCCGAGCAUUUGUUAAUGCCACAAGAGGAUAGCUGCUGCAAGUUGUGCAAAGAGGAGCCGCAUAAGGAGGACUUAACCAACUGCUUGCCAGUCUCUUUGGCUGAAACUGAAACUCGAAAUUUGGUAAAAGUUUUGAAACCGGGUCACGGUUUUUGCAUUAACGAGUCACCUAUACAAGGCUUUACAGAGUGCAUGGGCUCUUGUAAUUCUGGUUCAAAAUACAACAAGGAAACCUUUGGCCAGGACAAGAUCUGCCAGUGUUGCACCAUAAAAUCCUAUAAGAAAAUAUCUGUACAAUUAACCUGUGAAGAUGGCGUCAAGAUCUCCAAGGAAUUGGAAAUACCAGCAGCUUGUGGUUGCCAGCCUUGUUCGGAUUCUGCAGAAUAUCAAACUUCAGGCAAUGGAUUUGAUUUACGUGUACAACCAUUACCUCUGGCAAAGAUGAUCGAAAUGAAGAGGCGUUAAGAGAAAUUGCAUGAACAUCAAUUUCAAAAAAAAGAAAAAAAAAAAACACAAAAAACCUUAUCGAAAAUUCUUAAAUUUAGUUUGACUCGGGCUUUAGUUUAAGGAGUAAUUGUAAGUUAAAUAAGUACAAGAAUUUAAAAAACUCUUUAUAAGAAUUGGAAAAAUAAAACUAAUCACUUUAUAUUUCUUCCCACCCAAAUACGAGUAUUGUCUAUAGCGAAGAUUGAAAAUAUUAUAUUAAAUAAUUAAAAAGCGUUCAGAUAACAUUAUAUCGCUUUCCCAUAAUUUUAGUUUUGAGGCACGUUUAGAUUUAAGAAAUAUAUCUAAGUGUUAUAAAUAAGCUUACAAUGUUGCCUUGAAGCAAAAAAAAUAAUAAUAAAACGGAAUUGUAUUCAAAACCAA